UCAUUUAGAACCUUUCAGAUUUGACUAAUCGCUGAUCGCGAAACAAUAACCAAUCGUGGAGAAAAUGAAAACCCUCCAAUCCAAAAGGCGCUUUCAUUUGACAGUCAGGAAGUAGAGCUGCCGUGUGGAGUUUAGUGCCUUAUACGCUCCUACAAUAACCAGUACUGUACACGGUAGCUGGGACGUCAAGGGCUGCGUUUUAUAUAGUAUUUUUCUAUGAGAUAUAGAAUUUAUAAGUAUUCUUAUUCAAGAGAACUGCAAAUAGCCGAGAAAUGAAAUUACCCAGUGCACUGUUUAAUGGCAUUUUAUUGCUACUGGUCGCUCUUGGAGUUAGAGAUGUAGCUAUCGUAUAUGAAUCAGACAGGUGCAGCAUGACCUACAUGUUCGAAUAUCCUGAGUUUCAGAAAAUUAAGCUUCCAAAAAAAGUAUCUCGACUUUAUCCAAUGUAUGAGCUAUAUUUGUAUGGGGAAGGUGCCUAUGCAUUGGAAAACAAAAACCUUACAUUGACCGGAAUCCCAGUUUUGUUUCUUCCUGGGAAUGCUGGUAGUUACAAACAAGCUCGGUCAGUUGGUUCAAUUGCACUUCGAAAAGCGGAGACCAUUGGAAAUGUCUAUCACUUCAAUGUCUUCACUGUCAAUUUCAACGAAGAGCUAGUAGCACUUUAUGGGGGAAGUUUACAAAGACAGACAAAGUUUGUGCAUACUUGCAUCAAAGCAAUAAUACAGCUUUACAAGAACCAAGCAUACUCGCCACAAGGUGUUGCUAUAAUAGCACAUUCCAUGGGUGGUCUUGUUGCUAGAGCAUUACUUACGCUGAAUAAUUUUAAACCUGAACUUAUAAACCUCAUCAUAACACAAGCAACACCUCAUGUUUUACCAGUCUUGUCUGUAGAUUAUUAUCUCACUGAUUUCUAUGCCUUGGUGAACAACUAUUGGAUUCUGAAUGCUGAUAAACUCCAAAAUAUAACCACACUUUCUGUGGCUGGAGGAUUCAGGGAUUACCAAGUUCGUUCUGGUCUGGCUUUUCUGCCAGCUUCAAAAGUAUAUAAUAGUGCCUUAUCUGUUGUGAGCUCCGCAGUUCCGAGGACAUGGGCUUCAACAGACCAUCUUUCAAUUGUAUGGUGUAAAGAGUUAAUAUUAGCCACUACAAGAGCCUUAUUUGAUCUUGUCGAUGAAGAUACUAGACAGAUAACGAAUAAUCUCCAAAAAAGAAUGUCUGUUUUGAGACAUCAUUUUGUGAGACAUCCAGCAAAAUUCUUUGAAUCUAAUCAUGAAACUACUGUUAGUUUGCCAGAGUCUGCCCUCUGGAUUUCUGUAAGUGACUCAACGUGGAAACAUAAAGUUACUAAUAAAUCAAUUGAAACCUAUUUUGCAUUUCCUCUUUCGGAUAAAAGAAAUAAUUUUAGUCAUUUUCACUGUCAAAGCACAUAUAUGUUUACAAACAGCUGGAUUUUUGGUUGCAAUGAUAAUGUUUCACCUAAUUGCUUGCAAGUUGAAGAUUUGACAUGGAAGGGUGAACUGUUACCCACAGCAAAGGCUGUCACUGUAAAACUUGAAGAUUAUUCAACAUUUUCACAUUUUAUACUCUCUCUGUCAAAUACAAAUGACACUAAGUUUUCCCUGGAAUGUGAAUUCUUAAAUGAAGUGUCGAGAAUGGUACAAUCACCUGUUACACAUGUUCUCUCAUUUGGACUUUCAACAAGUCAUAUCAAGGUAAAUUCAUCUGGACUUCUUCAUAUGGUGCAGCUUCAGGAAUUCAGCAAGAUAUACCAAGCAUUUGAUAUUAUUAUUCAGAGGAACUGCACAGAGCUUGCUGAGAGAAAAUCUAGUAUUUACAAAUUUCAUGUGCCAUGGUCUCAUGAUGAUAUUAUUAGAACCUCGAGUGAUGAUGAACCACUGAAAAUAUCUGCCAAACUUCAUGCUGCACAGCCUGAACAUUGCACUGAUGUGAUUACCCUGACACUUUAUUCAUCUGCAGAUUGUUAUUACGAGGUAACAAUUUAUACUUCAUUUUUGCAAAUACUCGGUCAGAUAAUACGAUUCUAUGGCCCUUCACUACCUGUAUAUAUACUGUCUAAUUUACUUCUGGCAUACGGUGGACAGUUACAUUCUCUUCUUAGCAACGGCCACUCUUUAGAAUUUGAUUCUUCAUUGGAUGCAGCAGCAAAACCAUAUAAAGUUGAUCCAAUUGUAAAUUUAUGCAGAUUUCUCUUAAGUUAUACCUGGUUUCAAAAUAUAUGGGAUGGAUUUCUGCUGCCAGAACUAGAUGCUGUCCAGUUGUAUUCUCUUGGUUACUUGUUUCCAUUGGCCUCGUUAUUUCUAUUCUUAUUUGGGACUGGAAUAUCAUAUUGGAGUGGUAUCCUAUUUAAGUCAACAAUUAGAGUUUUAUCAUCAUUGUGGAUCGCCUUUAAAAGACAAUCAGAACCGUAUGAUGAAAGCAGUUUUAUCACUCCGCAAAUAUUUCUUAUAGCCACACUCUUCGCAUUUAUUUGUUGGACCACAUGUGGUGCUUUUUCGGUUUUUCUUGUUUUUUUUCACUACUUGCUCAAGGUUGUAAAGCUGUAUUCUCUAGUAAGAGUACACAGAAGUACUGUCAGUAAAUGGCAAAAAGAUGGUGAUGAUAAAUCAACAGAUGUUCCUCAAAAUGAGAGUGCUAAAUUGAUGGCAUUUACUACCGGAAACUCCUCUCGCCCUGAGCAAUUUACUUCAAAUGUCAGCCAGCAAUACUCAACUUCAAACAUGAACACUGCUGCUGACAGCCUGAAGAUGCAUAUAGCAAUCAUGAACCUACUUCUGUGGGUCACCCUGCUCAGUUUGCCUUCAUUUGUUUAUUGGGCAAGAAACCUCAGGUAUAAUAUACAAUUGGACCCUGAUCCGAAUAGAAUACAGGCUUUAAUUCUUAUUUUUACAGUGGAAAUUCUGAUGAACUCAAAUACAUCCAUUCUAAAAUCCAGUAUGUUGUUGAAGACAGCGGCUCAUAUUCAGCUACCUUUGUCAAUUGUAACCGUGGCCUUUGGACCUUUACAUUUAUACAGAGUGUCUUACUUUAUUACAUUUUCUCUUUUUGUACAUGUAUUGUGCUGCUUUGUAUAGUAAUGUGCUUUGUGUCUAAUUAUGCAACUGCUCAUUGUGUUUACUUUAAGUAAACGGGAAGUUUUGAAGAUAAACAAAAACCUGUGAAUCAAAAGAACAUGUAGAGUUUACAGAGAUUUCCUGUGAUAUUUAAUAUACUUUAAUUUUUAUAUUCACAAUAAAAGAAUGUACUAAAACUCUUUUUUUUUUUUUUUUAUCAAAGUUGAUAUGGCUAAGCUGAACAGUGAUUUAAAAGGAGUACUUAAAUGAUGUUAUGCUGAACUAGAAAAAGUUUUUUGUUUUUUUAACUGUAUCUAUAGCAGUAGGUUUUGUUU
Messenger RNA from Pelobates fuscus (common spadefoot toad), 3406 nucleotides. It is a transcript of the gene PGAP1, whose product is annotated as post-GPI attachment to proteins inositol deacylase 1. Gene Ontology annotation, cellular component: endoplasmic reticulum. The record is from RefSeq and is a predicted model, not a curated record. The coding region runs from base 273 to 3092 and encodes 939 amino acids. NCBI's taxonomy places the organism in Eukaryota, Metazoa, Chordata, Amphibia, Anura, Pelobatidae. The transcript is spliced from 27 exons. Gene Ontology annotation, molecular function: phosphatidylinositol deacylase activity. Gene Ontology annotation, biological process: endoplasmic reticulum to Golgi vesicle-mediated transport; GPI anchor metabolic process.